Onychostruthus taczanowskii (white-rumped snowfinch) is the source of this 3143-nucleotide messenger RNA. RefSeq names its product ret proto-oncogene (gene RET). The transcript has 18 exons. Bases 243 to 3143 code for a protein of 966 amino acids. Gene Ontology annotation, biological process: cell surface receptor protein tyrosine kinase signaling pathway; protein phosphorylation; homophilic cell-cell adhesion. The record is from RefSeq and is a predicted model, not a curated record. Gene Ontology annotation, molecular function: ATP binding; transmembrane receptor protein tyrosine kinase activity; calcium ion binding. NCBI's taxonomy places the organism in Eukaryota, Metazoa, Chordata, Aves, Passeriformes, Passeridae. Gene Ontology annotation, cellular component: membrane; signaling receptor complex; axon.
CCUUGGGUCUCUACUUUCCCAGGAAGGAGUACUUGGAGAAUGUCUAUAUUGACGAGCCAGCAGGAACGCCGCUCCUGCGCAUCCAUGCCUUGAGGGAUUCACGUGAGGAAGUGGCCCACUUUCAUCUGUGCCAGAAUCUCAUAGUUCCUCGAGCAAGACCACAAGAAAAUAAUUUGUUCCAAAUUAGAGAAGAAACAGGACUUCUCUACCUCAGCAAAAGCCUGGAUGGAGAGGACUUUAACAUGCUGUCUGUAGGAAAUUGGAUGCCAUUAUCCAAGGUGAUGCUGUAUGUCUUCCUUUCAUCCCACCCUUUCCAAGAGAAGGAAUGUGACUCUGCUACACGUGCCACGGUUCUCCUCUCUUUGAUCAAUGCCACUGCACCAGCUUGCAGUUCCCUGACAGCAAGGCAGCUUUGCUUCACAGAAAUGGAUCUCUCCUUUCAAAUCAAGGAGAACAAACCACCUGGUACAUUUCAUCAGCUCCGGUUACCCUCAGUUCAUCAUCUCUGUCAGAAUCUCAGCAUUUCCUACAAAUUGCUUGCAGCUGAAGGAGCUCCCUUUCGGUACAACGAGAACACCACCAGCGUGCGGGUGACGCAGCGCCUGGACCGGGAGGAGAGGGAGAGAUACGAGCUCAUUGCCAAGUGCACCGUCAGAGAGGGGCUCAGGGAAAUGCAGGUUGAGGUGCCUUUCCUGGUGAAUGUGUUAGAUGAAGAUGACUCUCCUCCCUUCCUUCCCAAUGGCACUGAUACUGCAGAUGCUGUUGUGGAGUUCAACAGGAAAGAGGGCACUGUUCUUUCCACGCUGACUGUGUAUGAUGCAGACACCACACCUAUUUAUCCCCUUGAAAGCAGCAGAAAGAAAUACACGGGAACCAUCAUUACUGACGAUCCCUGGAUAAGUGAAACAUUUCGUGUAGAGCACAUCUUUGAUGAAAUCCACUUCAGCCCAAAUGGCAGCCAAGUGAGGGGAACUCGGCACGAGUACAAGCUGGUACUGAAUAAAAGCAUUUCAGUCACAGAGCAUCGUUCAUUCCAGCUGGAUGUUCUGGUGAAUGACACAGAAUUUCAUGGCCCAGAAAGAUCAGUGAUGCUUCAUUUCAAUGUCUCCAUCCUCCCUGUCAGCAUUCAGUUUUCAAACAUAACUUACCAGUUCACAGUGAACAGAAAUGCUGAACGUUUUGCACAAGUAGGAAAGAUCUGCAUUGAAAACUGCAUGAAAUUCCGUGGUGUAAACAUCACCUACAAGUUGCUGUCCCCCAACUCGAGCUGCUAUCCUGUCAACAUACUACAAGGCCGAGAUGACAAAUUUGGGAGCCUCUAUGUGAACGAUUCCUCUGUGCUGCGCAGGCCUGAAUGCAAGGAAAUACAGUACACUGUUCAAGCUACAGACAAGCAGAGCAGGAAACACACCAAAACCCUCCUCACUGUUGUCCUGGAAGGGACUCUUUUAAAAAAAGAAGAGGACUGCCCUGACUCUUGUGCUAUAAGUAAGCACCGUGCUGAAUGUGAAGAGUGUGGUGGCCUGGGAGUGCUAACAGGAAGAUGCCAGUGGAGACAGGGGAGUGGGAAAGGGAUCACCACAAACUACUCCACAUGCACCCCGAGCAUCAAGACUUGUCCAGAUGGCAUCUGUGAUGUGGUGGAGGGCAAAGACCCGGCUGUGUGUCCCCAAGACUGCACAAGUGGAAACAUUAUUGGUGGCCAUGGGAAGGGCAUUGGAAAUCUUGGAAUUAAGUCAGGACAUGGGAUUUGUUACUGCUUCCCAAGACAGAACUGUUAUUGUGAGAAAGAUGAUAUCAAAGAGCAACUGUGUGAUGACUUGUGCAAGACGGUGAUCACAGGGGCAGUGGUGCUGUGCUUCGUCAUCUCCGUGCUGGUUUCCUUCUACUGCAUCCACCGGUACCACAAGAACUCCCCGAAGCCGCCCAUCGCCUCCGCCGAGAUGACGUUCCGGCGCCCCGCGCAGUCCUACCCCAUCAGCUACUCCUCCAGCAACGUCCGCCGGCCCUCCCUGGACUCCAUGGAGAACCAGGUGUCUGUGGACACCUUCAAAAUACCAGAAGAUCCAAAGUGGGAAUUCCCUCGGAAGAACCUAGUUCUAGGCAAGACUCUUGGAGAAGGAGAAUUCGGAAAGGUCGUCAAGGCGACAGCGUUCCGACUUAAGGGAAGGGCUGGCUAUACCACAGUGGCAGUGAAAAUGUUGAAAGAAAAUGCUUCCCAGAGUGAGCUGCGAGAUCUCCUGUCAGAGUUCAACCUUCUGAAACAAGUCAACCAUCCUCAUGUCAUCAAGCUUUAUGGAGCCUGCAGUCAAGAUGGCCCACUGUAUUUAAUUGUGGAAUAUGCCAAAUACGGCUCCUUGCGCAGUUUCCUCAGGGAAAGUCGAAAAGUUGGCCCGAGCUACGUGGGCAGUGAUGGCAACAGAAAUUCCAGUUACUUGGAUAACCCUGAUGAGAGAGCCUUAACCAUGGGAGACCUGAUAUCAUUUGCGUGGCAGAUCUCCCGAGGGAUGCAGUACCUUGCAGAAAUGAAGCUGGUGCAUCGGGAUUUAGCAGCCAGGAACGUGUUGGUGGCAGAAGGACGCAAAAUGAAGAUUUCUGAUUUUGGCCUCUCACGUGAUGUGUAUGAAGAAGAUUCCUAUGUAAAGAGGAGCAAGGGUCGGAUCCCUGUGAAAUGGAUGGCCAUAGAGUCACUGUUUGACCAUAUCUACACAACACAAAGUGAUGUAUGGUCAUUUGGAGUUCUGCUGUGGGAGAUUGUUACUUUAGGAGGCAAUCCUUACCCAGGCAUUGCUCCUGAAAGACUCUUUAACCUCCUAAAAACAGGCUAUAGAAUGGAGAGACCAGAAAACUGCAGUGAAGAAAUGUACAACCUCAUGUUGCGCUGUUGGAAGCAAGAAGCUGAUAAAAGACCAACAUUUACUGAGAUCAGCAAGGAACUAGAGAAGAUGAUGGUGAAGAGUAGGGACUACUUAGACCUUGCAGCUUCCACGCCCUCUGAUUCCUUACUGUACGAUGAUGGCCUCUCAGAAGAGGAGACUCCUCUCGUGGACUGUAAUAAUGCUCCCCUCCCUCGAACCCUCCCUUCCACAUGGAUUGAAAACAAACUCUAUGGUAGAAUUUCACAUGCAUUUACUAGAUUCUAG